Messenger RNA from Styela clava, 1032 nucleotides. Its product is annotated as UDP-N-acetylglucosamine transferase subunit ALG14-like. Gene Ontology annotation, cellular component: UDP-N-acetylglucosamine transferase complex. Lineage: Eukaryota; Metazoa; Chordata; Ascidiacea; Stolidobranchia; Styelidae. Gene Ontology annotation, biological process: dolichol-linked oligosaccharide biosynthetic process. The record is from RefSeq and is a predicted model, not a curated record. Gene Ontology annotation, molecular function: N-acetylglucosaminyldiphosphodolichol N-acetylglucosaminyltransferase activity.
UACCGGUAGUUUAGCUUUGUGUUUCUGUGGAGUACGGUAGGUUUUUGAAUUUAGCACAACAUGCUCGUGCCAAUUUUGUUUUGUUUGCUGCUAUUUGCGAUUCUACGAUUAAUUUGGAUUCUUAAACAUCUUGGAAGUGGACUAAACUUGAGUGGUCAAAAAGUUAAAGUACUCGCGAUUGCAGGGUCAGGUGGACACACGGCAGAACUGCUGCGAUUGCUAUCAGCUCUUUCUUCGAAUUAUCGUCCUAUCUGUUAUGUAAUUGCGGACACUGAUAAAAUGAGUGCAAAUAAAAUACAACAGUUUGAAACGGACAGGAAGGUUGAUGAGAAUGACGAAGGUUAUUGCAUAGUAACAAUUCCAAGAAGUCGAGAAGUUGCCCAGCCAUGGUUAAGCAGUGUAUGGACAACACUCGUUGCCACUGUUUCCUCAUUUUCAAUUGUUUGGAAUAGCAAUCCUGACCUACUUUUAUGCAAUGGACCUGGAACCUGCAUUCCAUUAUGUUUUAUAGCAUUUCUAUACAAAUUUUUAGGUAUUGGUCAUUGUCAAAUCAUAUUUGCUGAAAGCAUCUGUCGAGUAAAGUCACUUUCACUAUCAGGACUGAUUCUGUACCAUUUCUGCGACAAAAUGUUUGUGCAGUGGAAAGAACUUCAUGAAAAAUAUCCUAAAUCUAUGUAUGUUGGAAGAAUCGUGUGAUGUUGGCUCAUUGAUAUGCUGGGUAAAAGUGUUGAGGAGCAGCCAAAAAGUUUUAUUUUCCUACCAAUGAAGCUACUUUAUACACAAUGCUAGGCAGUUUGCAUGUCGAGCAUUCAAGAAUAUGUAUACAAUUGAAGUAAUAAACUUUGCAAUGAAAUGAAAUGGGGAGACUCAAAUUUGUUUAUUUGUCGCCAACUGUAACGACUUCACUCAUUCUGGAAAGAUGCUGGCGUUAUUUACUUAUUACACACACACAUAUAUAUAUGCAAAGAAGUAGAGAUUUAUUAUAAAAUAAAUAAAAAUGAAACAUCUUUUUAGUCCUUGUAUUAACCGAAU